UCAGAGCUUCACCCUUCGAUCCGAUCCAGAGCCCUCUGUUCUCGUACCCCACCACCUACCGAGAACACAAAUUACUGGGCGGUCUUGAGGGAGAUCCAAGACUUCUGCAGGAAUUCUUCGUAUUCUUCGUCGGUUUUGAGAUACCUGUCAACAAAGGCAGGUAGUUUUGCAGGAAAUUUUAGUACCCAGAAGAGGUUGUCUUACUUCAACCACAAAUUUGAUCAAAUGCAGGUCCCCUGCGGAUUCAUGAAGGAAUUCCCAGUUAGUGAUUCUGAUAGAGCAGCCAUGGAGAACUGCAAUGGAGUGGUAGUAGUCUCAGCAAUCUUUGGCGACCAUGACAAAAUCCGUCAGCCAAGAGGGCUUGGAUCCAAAACUCUGAAAACUGUUUGUUUCUUCAUGUUUGUAGACGACAUGACCAUCAAAGGCCUCAACACUCACAACCUUCUCUUAGAUAAAUCCCAGGAAUAUAAGAUUGGUGCAUGGAGAAUUGUAAGAGUUGCAGGUGAUCUCCCAUACCAAAAUGCAGCCAUGAAUGGAGUGAUACCCAAGUACUUGGUUCACAGGCUAUUCCCAAAUUCAAAAUUCAGCAUUUGGGUGGAUGCAAAGCUGCAGCUAAUGGUGGACCCAUUGUUGUUGAUUCAUUCUCUCGUUAUUUUGGAGAAUGUAGACAUGGCUAUUUCAAAGCAUCCUUACUACAUGCACACCAUGGAAGAGGCAAUGGCAACUGCAAGGUGGAAGAAAUGGAAUGUUGAUAACUUGAAGGUGCAAAUGGAGACAUACUGUGAAAAUGGUUUACAGCCAUGGACAACUGAUAAGCUCCCAUACACCACAGAUGUACCAGACAGUGCUUUGAUACUGAGGAGACAUGGGGUUGGCAGCAAUCUCUUCUCCUGCCUUAUGUUAAAUGAACUAGAGGCAUUUAACCCCAGAGAUCAGUUGGCUUUUGCAUAUGUGAGAGAUCACAUGAACCCCAAAAUCAAGAUGAACUUGUUUGAGGCAGAAGUGUUUGAGCAAAUUGUCAUGGAGUUCAGGCACAACCUUAAACGUGGUGGGGGCAGUCCCAGAGGGCUGUCCCAGACAAAAAGAGCUAGCUCAGAAGAAUUGAGUAACAGAAGUAGUUUUGGGUGUGAGAAUUAUCUUUUGGAAAUGUGGGGGGAAUCCCACGAUUGAUUCUAUUCAUUAUUUGAUAUUUAAAUACACAAAACAGAAGAAUAAGAGUGAAGAAAAUUAUUUGUGUCAGAGAAGGAAAAGGUUGCUCUAAUUAACCAGGUUACAUGUCAACAAGUUCACAGCUCACUGACACGAAAAGGUUGCAGGACAAACAAAACCAUGACGAUGGUCAGGUGGGUCAUAUUACUUAUAUUGUUUGGUUUUCAAUGAACUCGGUCUCAUUUAGUACUCACAGCCACCGGCAUCGCCACCAGGCCAACAUGUACUUGAAUACUGCCACUAUAUC
Messenger RNA from Nelumbo nucifera (sacred lotus), 1456 nucleotides. RefSeq names its product transmembrane protein (DUF616). Lineage: Eukaryota; Viridiplantae; Streptophyta; Magnoliopsida; Proteales; Nelumbonaceae. The record is from RefSeq and is a predicted model, not a curated record.